AAAAGCUAAAUCUCUAGUGAAUCUUUAUUGUUUUCAACUCUAAAUGUUGUUGAGAUCAAGAAAUCCAGCUCUGCUUCGUCAGUUUUCAACGAGUGCGGUGCGCUGUCAAGUGAUUCCGAAGGCUUAUAAACAAUCAUUCCCCACAAGAUAUGAUACUGCAAGAAAGAAGAUUGAAUUGAACAAUUUAUCACAAAUAUUUACAGAAUUGAUCAAGACCACAGGUCCCAUUCCUCUUUCAGCCUAUAUGAGAUUAUGUCUUACCCAUCCUGAUUUUGGUUACUAUACAACCAAAGAUCCACUAGGUCCCAAAGGUGAUUUCAUCACUUCCCCAGAGAUUUCUCAAAUGUUUGGUGAAAUGAUUGGUAUAUGGCUAUUCACUGUUUGGAUAUCUCAAAAAAAGCCCAAAAAUAUUAAUUUGAUAGAAUUUGGCCCUGGGAAAGGUACUUUGAUGUUUGAUGUAAUUAAAAGUUUUUCAAGAUUACUACAGACUUUGAAAGCUAGUGACUUAACGUUAAAUAUUAUUCUUAUUGAAGCUUCAGAUGUAUUGAAAAAAGCACAAUGGACCUUACUUUCUGACUCAACGUUGGAUGUCAAUAAAGAAUUUUGGACAACUGACCAUAAGUGGAACGGUAAAAUCACAUGGGUUGACACUGAAAAAGAUGUUUGGGAAAUCACAAAUGAUAAAGACGCAAAUUACAUCCUAGCUCAUGAGUUUUAUGAUGCAUUACCAAUCAAUCAAUUCAAGAAGACAGAGGAAGGGUGGAGAGAAUAUUUGGUGGAUCAACACCCUGAAACUAAUGAUUUCCAUUUGACUGUGUCUCCAAAAGAGAGGCCAUCAUCAAAGAUCCCGGAGACUAAUAAAAGGUACUCAAAUGUCACUACAGGAUCAGACGUUGAGAUUUCCCCUGAGCUAUAUUCAU
Messenger RNA from Hansenula anomala, 920 nucleotides. RefSeq lists its product as uncharacterized. NCBI's taxonomy places the organism in Eukaryota, Fungi, Ascomycota, Saccharomycetes, Phaffomycetales, Wickerhamomycetaceae. Gene Ontology annotation, biological process: mitochondrial respiratory chain complex I assembly. Gene Ontology annotation, cellular component: mitochondrion. Gene Ontology annotation, molecular function: protein-arginine omega-N symmetric methyltransferase activity. The transcript has 2 exons. The record is from RefSeq and is a predicted model, not a curated record. The annotation marks the transcript as partial.